Molecule: messenger RNA, 4760 nt
Organism: Cynoglossus semilaevis (tongue sole)
Lineage: Eukaryota; Metazoa; Chordata; Actinopteri; Pleuronectiformes; Cynoglossidae
Product: NPC1-like intracellular cholesterol transporter 1
Exons: 21
Coding region: 335-4393 (1352 amino acids)
Biological process (GO): intestinal cholesterol absorption; cholesterol homeostasis; sterol transport
Cellular component (GO): plasma membrane
Molecular function (GO): cholesterol binding; lipid carrier activity
Source: RefSeq, a predicted model, not a curated record
AGCAACCCUAUCAAAGUUGCAGCCGCGUUAAUGAUCAGCCCGCAGAACCCAUCGUCGGUAUCAGUGAUUCGCCGCCUACCACAUCAGACCAGAUAAAGACGCAGACGUCACAGGAGUGCCACUGGGCAUGUCCCUCCAGCCCCUCGCUAACCCGACCGCUGGACGUCAAAGACAAAGAAGGACUUGACCGUCAAGACGGACGCUGCGUCACCGCCCUCCUCACCCCGAUGCAUCGACCAACACUCCGGCCCUGAUCAAGACACCUUGUUUUUUUUUCGCCACCCGUGGACCCGCGGACCCGUGCUCUCCCGUUGUUGACAGAUCCACAGGAAUCAUGGUCACUCCGUGGACAUUGGUCCCUCUUCUGGUCUGUCUGACGCUGACCGACGCCUUACACGAGCCUGGAAUUUGUGCGUUCUAUGAUGAGUGUGCAAGGAACCCACUGGUAGAAGGGUCGCUCCUUCCACCGAUGGUCCCCUGCGUGGACUACAAACCUGCCCGACUGGUGAUCGGAGAGGACUACAAAAAACUCAAAACGCUGUGUCCUAUGCUGGACCGAGGCGAGGGAAGGACGCGCGCCUGCUGCUCCAGCAAACAGAUAAAAUCGCUCGACAUGAGUCUGAGUCUGUCCAAGGCCGUCCUGAACCGGUGUCCUUCCUGUGCCGACAACUUCGCCCAUUUGCACUGCAUCAACACCUGCAGCCCCAACCAGACCCUAACGGUGAAAGUCACGAGGACCAUGAACGUCACCGCACUGAACAAGACGAAGGAGGUCGUGGUGGGUUACCAAGCGUUCCUCUCCAGCGCCUUCGCCGAAGGCGCCUUUGACUCCUGCAAGAAUGUCCGGAUCCCUGCCACCGGAGGGUACGCCAUUUCCACCAUGUGUGGCCGCUACGGCCACAAGCUGUGCACGGCCCAGCGUUGGUACGACUUCCAGGGUGACUCCAGUAACGGCCUGGCCCCGCUCGACAUCGACUUCAGCCUGGUAAAGGAGGGCGAGACCGAGGGGAUACCCGACGGCGUUGUUCCCUACGACGGGGAAUCCUUCAGGUGCAACGAGACCACACCGACCGGAGGUAUUGCCUGCUCCUGCCAGGACUGCCAGAGCUCCUGUCCCAGCGUGCCUCCCCCGCCACCGCCCGUCGCUCCCUUCAGAUUGUUGGGGACGGACGGCUUCUUGGUCAUCUCCGUUAUUUUACUCUGUCUCCUGAUACUCACCUUCCUCCUGUACCUCGCCGUGUCCUACUGGGUGAGCUCUCGGAGGAAACACGAUCAAGAGCGAGGGCAGAGAAAGAAGAAUGGCAAGAACAGCAACGACGUUAGCGAACUGGUGGUUCAUCCGUCACAGGUGACCUGCGCCGAGAAGAACAGCCUGGCAGCCCAAGCUCUGCUGAGCUCAGGAUUCAGGAACUGGGGAACCGUCAUGGCCACCUAUCCCCUGACAGUGCUCCUGUUCUCAGCCAUCAUCGUGGCCAUUUUCUCUGCCGGCCUCAAGUCCAUCGAGCUCACCACCGACCCAGUGGAGCUGUGGUCCUCCCCCAACAGCCGCGCCCGUCAGGAGAAGGACUUCCACGACAGGAACUUUGGGCCAUUUUUCCGGACCAACCAGCUGAUCCUGACGGCCCCCGACAGAACGGGCCACGUUUAUGAUUCUCUGCUGUUCGGACGACUGAACCUGAGCGAAGUUCUAUCCAAGGACCUCAUCCUGGAGCUCCUGGCGCUCCAGCAACGAAUACAGAACAUCGAGUUUUGGUCGGAUGACCUGAACCGCACGGCAAGUUUGAAGGACGUCUGCUUCGCUCCGCUGAAUCCAUCCGAGCCCUCGCUGAGCGACUGUGCCGUCAACAGUUUGCCGCAGUACUUCCAGAACAGUGUGGACAACAUCAAUAAGAAGGUGAACAUGACGGAGCUGGGUGUGACCAAGGAGGUGGACUGGAGGGACCACCUCUUCUACUGCCUCAACUCCCCCCUCUCCUUCAAGGACAUCACCGACUUAGAUCUGAGCUGCAUGGCAGACUACGGCGCUCCUGUCUUCCCCUUCUUAGCUGUGGGCGGCUACGAGGGUGACGACUAUACAAACGCUAAGGCUUUGAUCGCUACCUUCUCCCUCAAUAACUACGCCCGCAACAACUCCAAAUUUAAAGUGGCCAUGCAGUGGGAGCAAGAAUUUCUCAAAAUUGUUCAAGAAUACCAGAAGAGCCCGAACAGCAAUUUCACUUUCGCGUACAUGGCAGAGAGAUCUUUGGAGGAUGAGAUUAACCGGACAACCGCCGAGGACAUCCCGAUCUUCAUGAUCAGCUACGCUGUCAUCUUCGUCUACAUUGCUGUGGCCCUCGGGGAGUACUCUUCGUGGAAACGCAUACUGGUGGACUCCAAGUUCUUGGUGGGUCUGGGUGGGAUUCUGGUGGUGGGCUGUUCUGUGCUAGCCUCCAUGGGCUUCUACUCCUGGAUCGGCAUCCCUUCUUCACUGGUCAUCCUGCAGGUGGUGCCUUUCCUGGUUCUUGCCGUAGGCGCCGACAACAUCUUUAUCUUCGUCUUGGAAUAUCAGAGGGACGUGAGGAGGCACGGAGAAAAACGGGAGGAGCAGAUUGGCCGCGUCCUCGGAAACGUCGCUCCCAGCAUGCUGCUGUGCAGUCUGUCGGAGUCCAUCUGCUUCUUCUUAGGGGCUCUGUCCACCAUGCCGGCCGUCAAGUCCUUCGCCUUGUACGCUGCUCUGGCGGUCCUCAUGGACUUCAUCCUCCAGAUCACCGCCUUCGUGGCACUGCUGUCGCUGGAUGCGAGGCGGCAGGACAGCAACCGAUGUGAACUGUUCUGCUGUGUCAAAGUUUCCGCUCCGCAUAAGCCGAGCGAGGGUUUUCUGCUGCCGUUCAUGAGGAAGUACUACGCGCCCGUCCUACUGCACAGAUACACCCGGAUCGUAGUGAUGUUGGCCUUCAUCUUCAUGUUCUGCGCUUCUAUCUUCCUCAUGUUCAACGUCAAGGUCGGACUGGAUCAGGAGCUAGCCAUGCCGCAGGAUUCGUACAUGUUGGACUAUUUCAAGUACCUGUACAAGUACUUCGAGGUCGGAGCCCCUGUUUACUUUGUGACGAAGCGGGGCUACGACUUCACCACAGUGGAAGGCAUGGACGGCAUCUGCUCCAGCGUGGGCUGCGACCAGUUCUCUCUCACCCAGAAGAUCCAGUACGCCACCAAUUAUGCUGACAAGUCCUACCUGGGCAUUCCCUCCAACUCCUGGGUGGACGACUUCAUUGACUGGUUGAAUCCCGGCUCCAAGUGCUGUCGCCUGUAUUCCUUCGGACCAAACGCCGGGAAGUUCUGUCCCGCGAGUGAACCCUCCUUCCUGUGUCUUCAGAAAUGUGUUCCCCCUCCGCCCGACGGCGUCCUCAGACCCACCGUUGAGAAGUUCAACCGCUUCCUCCCCGACUUUCUGGGCAAUAGGCCGGACCUACAGUGUCCCAAAGGGGGUCUCGGAGCCUACGACACCGCCGUGGUCCGAGAUGGGAGCGGAGAAAUUAUAGCCUCCCGCUUCAUGGCGUACCACACUCCUCUGACCAACUCCCAGGAGUUCACGGCUGCACUGAUCAAGUCCAGAGAACUGGCCCUCAACAUCACCCGGAGCAUGAGGCAAAUACCGGGCACCUCCCCCGACUUCGAGGUCUUCCCAUACACGCUAACCAACGUGUUCUACGAGCAGUACCUAACCAUCGUACCCGAGGGCCUCUUCAACAUCUCCCUGUGUCUGCUGCCCACGUUCGUGGUGUGCUGCCUCCUGCUGGGCCUGGACAUCCGCUCCGGGCUGCUCAACCUGCUGACCAUCGUCAUGAUCGUCGUGGACACUGUGGGGGUCAUGACCUUGUGGAGCAUUGACUACAACGCCGUGGCGCUCAUCAACUUGGUCACGGCGGUGGGAAUCUCCGUGGAGUUCGUGUCGCACAUGACGAGAUCGUUCGCCCUUAGCACCAGGAGGACCCGCGUAGAACGGGCUAUGGAGGCCACGGCCAACAUGGGCAGUGCCGUUUUUGCCGGCGUUGCGAUGACCAACCUCCCGGGGAUCCUGGUGCUAGCGCUAGCCAAAGCCCAGCUGAUCCAGAUUUUCUUCUUCCGACUGAACCUCGUCAUCACGCUGUUGGGAAUGGCCCACGGACUCAUAUUCCUCCCCGUGCUGCUCAGCUACUUCGGUCCCGGUGUCAACAAGGCGGUUCUGCUGCAGCAGCAGCUGGAGAAACAGAAGGCCAAUCAGGAGCCGGAGCCGCAGAGACACGUCUACGACAACAUGGCCUACCGAGCCAGCGACGCGAAAGAGGAGGCGGAGUCCAACGGUAAUCCGUUUGCCGCGAAAGACACGAACGCGAGUUCGAUCGCGGACGCCGAGGAGAGAGUUGACCGUUUAUGAGAGGCUAUGCAAGAACGGUUGACGGCGAGUUUUACCUACCUGACAAACUGGAAACAGACGGCGGCAACUCCGCCGCAGACGGACUUCAAGGACCGUCGACAACAACCAUCAACUCAGAGUUGUGCAAUAUUUCUGAACAAUGCAAUAGCACGAAGAGAGACUCCGGCGAGAAAGAGAACAAAUGUUCUAGAAUUAUUUUUUAUUUUUUUUAAGUGAUUUCUUUUUUUUUUUUUUAAGGUGGAACCUUUAAACUUGCACCGUUUCAGGUGAUUUCAUGAAACGCACUCCAGCACUUCACCUGAUAGUUGAUAAAAUGUGCAAUCACUCAAAAUAUUUUUAUUAUACGAAUAAAUAUUCUUAUUAAUAA